Messenger RNA from Peniophora sp. CBMAI 1063, 708 nucleotides. The record is from the annotation of a GenBank genome assembly. NCBI's taxonomy places the organism in Eukaryota, Fungi, Basidiomycota, Agaricomycetes, Russulales, Peniophoraceae.
AUGGAUGAUGUUCUAUCACAAACGACUCAGUGUGUUGCAAACUGGCACAACUCCAACUACGGAACGAAAAUGGGGUUAUCUACGUUCUACUAUUCGAUGUGGUAUAAGUGCCCAGGCUGGGGCAGCGUCUCUGAGACACUCGAAAAGGUCAAGACCUUUUACGCGGAGGAUCACUUGAAGGACGCACCACCUGUGGCGGGCGCGCGGGAAGGCUUGCGUACGCUCGCACAGUUGGGCUAUCGGCCGGUCAUCGUAACUGCCAGGAUGUUUGAAGACGAGUACCACAGUACAAAGUCCUGGUUGAAACAACAUUUUGACUCUGUAUUUAGUGCGGUCAUUUUCUCCAGACAACCUGAGGAUCGGGCAAUCAGAGACGACGAGACAAACUGCACGUAUAUCUCAUCCACCAAGAGUAAAGCAGAGAUAUGCUCGGCGUUGAAUGCUGUAGCACUCAUCGACGACUCGCUAGAGACAGCUCUGGCGUGUAGCGAUUCCGAGAGCGCGAACUUUCGAGUCAUAUUGUUCGGUGCAUAUGAAUGGAACCAACGACGUGACGAAGGUGGCCCUUGGAGCUUUGAUGAGAAGAUGAUCGACAUGGAAGGUCGACAAUGGUGGGAAGACGAUGAUGUUGACAUCUCUGAGUUGAAGAUGGUCUCGAGAGCGAACGACUGGGAUGAGGCUGUAAGGCAAGUGCGCUCCUUGCAGUAA